Botrytis porri is the source of this 4176-nucleotide messenger RNA. RefSeq lists its product as uncharacterized. The record is from RefSeq and is a predicted model, not a curated record. The transcript has 4 exons. Gene Ontology annotation, cellular component: fungal-type vacuole membrane; cytoplasm. Gene Ontology annotation, biological process: vesicle-mediated transport; endosomal vesicle fusion; intracellular protein transport. NCBI's taxonomy places the organism in Eukaryota, Fungi, Ascomycota, Leotiomycetes, Helotiales, Sclerotiniaceae. The coding region runs from base 444 to 3548 and encodes 1034 amino acids.
AGAGCUUAUUAAUCGUAAUAAGCAACCUUGCAGCAUAUCUUCUGACAGACACUAUAGCCCUCAAGCAGUGUUAUUGUGUAAAUAGACAUUCAGUGUGCCAUGGUUGCCAAAAACUGACAAACUCGUCAAUUAUAUCAAGCUCAGUGAGCCCUUAAAGUCUAACUCAAUAUGAGAUUUGGCAUUUCAGCUGUGGUGAAUCGUCACAUUUUCCUGAAAAAGGAUGGUCGAAUGAUGUUGGGUUUCCGGCAAAGCCUCGGUAAAACUACCCAUCGUCAUCUGUACUAGAGAGUUGAGAGGGUACAACACGAAAACAAUUCUACAUGCGCCAAUGGAUGAAAGAGCUCACAACCUGAAUGGAUAUAUGAAAACAACAUGCACUGAGAAUCGGUGAACGGUGCCCUAGCUACAAUCUUCAUUUUAUUCAAAGCUGGCUCUUAGACGCCAUGCUUUCCGCCUUUACAGCUCGACCCAUUGUUGAGCUUCGCCAACGAGACAAAUCGAAGAUCGAGUCCGUACUUGCAUUUGGCGAUCGGUUACUAGUAGGUCUGAAUACUGGCAGUUUACGCAUAUAUCAAGUCAACGAAACUCCGGUCAAUGUCGGUUUACUUCGAGAAGUCGAAAAGUUCUCUACUCGAGCAAUAGAGCAACUCGCACGAAUAAAAGAAGCCAACGUUUUGAUAUCUCUCUCCAAUUAUUAUGUGUCGAUUCACGAUUUACAGACAUACACUUUGCAGGAACAGUUGGCGAGGACUAAAAAUGCUUCCACUUUCGCCGUUACAUCAAAUAUUGUCAAAGAUCCAGCUACGGGGAUACCAGAAAUUAUUUCAAGACUUGCGGUAGCUGUCAAACGAAGGUUGUUAGUAUGGUCAUGGUAUCAAUCCGAGAUAUCAUCCGAGACGACGGAGAUAACGCUCGCAGAAUCCAUUCGAACGUUGACCUGGGCAUCCGCUACCAAGAUCAUCUGCGGCAUGAACUCUGGAUAUGUCAUUGUAGAUGUCAACACGCAAGAAGUCGAAGAUAUUGUUGGACCAGGAGCUAUUGGAGGUACGACCAGCAACCAAGGCGGUAGAUUUGGUGGUAUGGGCUCUGCAAGCAUGGGUUACAUGGGCCUCGGAGGCUAUAUACCUAAGCCAUUGGCAACGAAACUCGCAGACGGAGAGAUCCUGCUUGCAAAAGACAUCAACUCUCUUUUUAUUACGUCGGAAGGAAAACCCACGGAAAAAAGACAAAUUCCCUGGCAGCCAGCGCCAGACGCUAUUGGAUAUUCAUAUCCGUAUAUUAUUACUCUUCAAGCACCGUCUAAAGGAAUACUUGAGGUUAGGAAUCCAGAUACCCUAUCACUUUUGCAAUCAAUACCGCUUCCGAAUGCAAAUCAGCUCCAUUUUCCCCCUCCGAAUAUCAGCUUGGCACACGCUGGAAAGGGAUUCCAUGUGGCUAGUGAGCGAUGUAUAUGGCGAAUGGGUGCUACGGAUUAUGAUUCUCAGAUUGACGAGCUUGUAGCAAAAGGACGCUAUGAUGAAUCAUUAAGUAUCCUUAAUAUGCUUGAAGAUGCACUACUGCAUAAUAAACUCGAACGGGUAAAGCAGGUUGAAGCUCUCAAGUCGAAACUUUACUUUGAUCAACAAAUCGAGCAAGCUCAGGCUCUUUUCAAUCAACGCAGAUACCGCGCAGCGAUUGAUAUAUUUAUUGCUAUUGAGGCACCUCCGGAACGUGUGAUCAAGUUAUACCCGAAAGCUAUAGCCGGCGAUCUCUCAAUUGUCGAGGAGAACAACGGGGAUAUAGAAACAGACAACGAUGAAUCUAAUGGUAGCGCAAACAGCGAUUCGGAUUCCAAAGAUUCAUUGAAACCAGCUGCAGUGAAGAAGUUGAUCAGAAAUCAUCAGAAAUCUAGCUCAGAUACAUCAUCAGUCAGGUCCUUCAUGAAGCAUGAUAAUUCAGACAAUGACAAUGCAAGUAUCAAGGCAGUCCCUGUUGAAGAUGGCCCGCUUGAAGGGAAAGACCUUAUUACAGCGGCCAAGGAGCUGAAUGCAUUUCUUGUGGAUGCGCGAACUAGAUUGAAGAAGUUUCUUGAUUCUGAGACUGGCAAAAUCAUUCCUCCUAAAGAAAAUGGUCACGGAGGAACACCUGAACCGACGUUUGAUUCCCUCUUGGCUGCUCCUGAGUCCGAAACCGAAGCUGAUCAUGACCGGGAGCAAAAGUUAUUGGAAACAGCAAAAUUGGUAGACACCACUCUUUUCCGCUCCUAUAUGCUAUCGAUGCCCAGUUUGGCGGGACCACUAUUUCGAUUGCCGAAUUUCUGUGACCCGGAUGUGGUCAAUGAGAAGCUCUUAGAGACAGGAAGAUACAAUGAUCUCGUUGAUUUCUUCCAUGGCAAAAAACUGCAUCGUCCUGCUCUCGAGCUUCUCAAGAAGUUUGGCAUGGGAGAUGAAGAGAAUGAAGAAGCACCAACACUAUAUGGACCUCAAAGAACUAUUGGAUAUCUACAACACUUACCUCCCGAGAUGAUUGAUUUGAUUCUUGAAUUUGCUGAAUGGCCUCUGCGAGCUGAUCCCGAUCUUGGGAUGGAGAUAUUCUUGGCAGAUACAGAGAACGCGGAAACGUUGCCGAGGGAGAGGGUUCUUAAUUUCUUGCACGACAUUGAUAUCAAUCUAGAAAUCAGGUAUUUGGAGCAUGUGAUCAAUGAACUCAAUGACAUGACGCCCGAUUUUCAUAAUCGACUCGUCGGUGCAUACAUGCAAGAAUUAAAACAACGUCAGGACAGAGAUUCCAAGAAGUGGCAAAUUUUAAUGGGACGAAUGGUAUCGUUCUUGCGGUCGAGUAACAUAUAUUCAUGUGGAAGAGCCUUUGGGUUGAUAGACAGAGAAGAUUCUCAUUUCUACGAAGCUCAGGCUGUGGUGUUAAGUAACAUGGGUUCACAUAAACAGGCUCUCGAGAUAUACGUAUUCAAGAUCAAGGACUUUGAGAAGGCAGAGGAAUAUUGUAAUCGGGUCCAUAUGAACCAAGAAGCUUCAACUUCAUCGCCAAUUCCUACACAUCGGGCUACCACAUCCGAGUCGGAUGACCCACAGCCUUCUAUAUACCACACCCUUCUUUCUUUAUAUUUGAAGCCACUACCACCGUAUAAACCGAACUGGUCACCUGCUUUGGAACUUCUAUCCAGGCACGGAUCCCGUCUGCCCGCAUCCUCAACUCUUGAUUUGAUACCUGAGAAGCUUCCCGUGGCAGAACUCGAAUCGUAUUUCCGUGGUCGUAUACGAGCGGCGAAUUCGAUUGUUAGUGAAUCCCGAAUAGUGGCAGGGUUGAGAAAGAGUGAAGUUGUGCGUGCACAAGCAACAUUAUUAUUAGGGGAUGGUUUACCAAAUGGUCAGGGAGGACGGAAUAGGAGAGUCGUCGUAAGUGAUGAGAGAGUAUGCGGUGUUUGCCAUAAGAGAUUGGGAGGAAGUGUUAUUGCGGUCUUGCCGGAUAGUUCUGUUGUACAUUAUGGGUGUUUGAGUCGAGCGAAUGUGCAACGCCCAUCUUCGUCGCGGGGUUCGUGGGGAGGUCGAUGAUAUUUAGAUUGUGUGAAUGAUAAUAGCUACAUAGCGACGGAGUUUUGGGGACAAUCGGUUGCGCAGCAUCAAAUAUCGAAUAUUAUAAUCAUGAAGAAACACUUCAAUCUUCCUCUUCCACAACCUCCUCCCCAUAAUUGUCUUCUUCCUUGGCUUCAUCAAUUACCCCACAAUGAAUCUUUGAUCCAUCUGCACUUUCAACUUCUCGUAGUUUAUCUUCCUCCAUUCGUGCAGUCAAUUCCUUAUUGAUCCUUUCUUGCAUCUCCCCUGUAGCUUUCCGUAAUGCCCCUAAAUAUGCGGUUCUCUCACUGACUUUGUCUGAUGCAGACGGCGUAGGUAAUUUAUGGACGUGCUCAAACUUUUCGUUGUUUGGGGAAGAAUACGUUGCCAACAGGAGUUGGUACGGAGUGUCAGGUUCAGCCGCAGAGGCAGAGGUGGUGGUGGUUGUAUCUGACAUCGCCAUGGUUCUUUUUUUAUCUUGAUCCUUUUAUUUUUGGAGAGGUAUUCGCAGAAUUGUAAAGUGUUGUGGAGAUCUUUCGUGAAUCUUUCAAUCGUUGUUUCGUUUCUGUAAUUUUCGGAUUUUAUCUGGCGCCGGAGACCAGGUUUAGAAUCCCCCGCGAAACCUCCA